AUUUGUGAUAGAAGUCACUUUCACAUCUGGAUUUUUUUAUUUGCAAGUGGGUGGUUGUUUUAAUUUGAUGGAAACCCCUAAUCCCAGAUGCUUUAUGUUGCUGCAACUUGCAUCCAUCUUUCGUACUUGAUCAAGAUCUUCAAGCGGGCCCUUUCUACAAAAACCUUUGCUCCGUACCAAAUUAUAUAAAUAUUAUAUUCCAUCUCUCUCCGAUACUUAUAUAUUCAACCCCUCAAAUUCUACAUUCGAGUAUCAAAGAUGGUUAAAGUUGGAGCAGCGGAGCAAGAUCUGCAUUUGAAAAGUGAGGAUAAUGGUGUUGCAAAUGCUGCAAACCCUAGUGGUUUCGAUCCAAUGGAAGAGGAGCAGCAUCAGCAUCACCAUGGUGUUGUGUGGGUUGAUGAUAGAGAGCAAGACAGCCUUCUCGAUGUGAAUGAAGCUUCCAUUUUCUACGACGACUUCCCCCCGCUGCCGGAUUUCCCUUGUAUGUCCUCCUCUUCGUCUUCCUCGUCCACGCAGCCCGUGUCGAAGCCCAUCGCGGGCACAUCUUCCUCCUCUUCCGCCACCUCGGCCGCCUCGUGGGCGGCGGUGGCGGAGGAGGUCAAGAUGGAGGCCUCAUCCACGGCGGUGGCGGCGCCGGAUUGCAUGGAUGUGAUGGAGAACUUCGGGUACAUGGAUCUCAUCGACUGCAACGACCUCUGGGACCCGUCCUCGGUUUUCCAGAGCGAAAACCCUCAAGAGAUGUUGGAAGACCAACAGGCGGCGGCGGUGACGGCGGCGCCCGCUGGGGAGGAAGAGAAGGACGGUUUGAGCUUCCUGCAGGGGAACAGCGAGCUGGCGAUGAUCUUCUUCGAAUGGCUGAAACAAAACAAGGAUUACAUCUCUGCUGAAGAUAUGAGAAGCAUCAAGCUGAAGCGGUCCACCAUUGAAAGCGCGUCGAAGCGUUUGGGAAGCACUAAAGAAGGAAAGAAACAGCUUCUUAAACUGAUACUGGAGUGGGUGGAGCAGUACCAGCUGCAGAAGAAGGCGCGCCUGCCACUGCCAGUGCCGGAACCCCAAUCUCCUUUCGCCUUCGAUGACACUCUUCAAAUCCCUGCAGAUCCCAAUUUCAUGUUCAAUGCGGAUCCAAACCCUACCACCCAGCACUGGAUGCAAGACCCCACCCCGCCCCCGCCCCCGCCGCCGUCUUUUGCUCCUCCGAUGAUGCCUGCCUACAGCGGGGAUCCUUACAUGAAUCACGGAGUUGUGAACGGCAUCCCUUAUGGGGAAUAUCCGCCGUCGUGGGCCUUCCCGCAGUUUACUCCUUUCCCUGAUAAUGGCUCCGCCACCAUUAUCAACCGGCAGCAGCAGCAGCAGCAGAGUUUGUACGCUAAUCCCUAUCAAAUGUACGAUCCAAAUGGGGAAAGAUUGGCGAUGAGACUGGGCUCUUCUGCGACUAAAGAGGCGAGGAAGAAGAGAAUGGCCCGCCAGCGCCGCCUCUAUUCGCACCAUCACCGUCACUCUACCAACUCCAACCAGCAUCAAAACCAACUCAACGAUCCUCCUGACGCCGAUCAGGGUGCUUCUCCGGGGGAUUGGGUGUACUGGUCUCCAGCCGGCGCCUCUUCUCCGACGCUGCAGGCGCCUGCGGAUGCUAAUUCUGCGGAUCGGGCCACCAUGCAGCCGCAAAAUUGUCAACGACAGGCUGCUGCCGGUGGCGGUGGCGCUUCUGAUCGGCGGCAACAGCAGGGUUGGAAGACGGAAAAGAACUUGAAGUUUUUGCUACAGAAAGUGUUGAAGCAAAGUGAUGUUGGUAACCUCGGAAGAAUUGUGUUGCCAAAAAAAGAGGCUGAAAGCCAUCUCCCAGAACUGGAAACAAGAGAUGGGAUUUCCAUUGCCAUGGAAGACAUUGGAACUUCUCGCAUUUGGAAUAUGCGUUAUAGGUUUUGGCCUAAUAACAAAAGCCGAAUGUACCUUCUUGAGAACACAGGGGAUUUUGUGAGGGUGAAUGGACUUCAAGAAGGAGAUUUCAUUGUCAUCUACUCGGAUACAAAAUGCGGCAAAUAUAUGAUCCGAGGAGUGAAAGUGCGACAGGCGGGUGGAAAGUUGGAGGGCAAGAAACCGGCGAGGAGAAACAUACGCAACAUAUCAUCGCUUGCCGGUAACAGCUCCUCACUUGCACCUAUCAGACAAGCUGUAAGAUGAAAAUUGGGGUUCCAAUUCACAAUGUUUGGGGUUUAACUUGUGGUGUAUGAUUUCAUUGGCUCCAAAUCACAUGUUUUAAUUUUAGAACCAAGCAAAAGUGUGUUAUGUAUAGUCAUAUGUAGUUGGGAAAUGAUGAUCUGGUCCUAAUAGCGAGUGGUACAUAAAUAUUUUGGUUCAAACUCUCCUAGCUUGCAGUGUUGAGGGCCUCCUGCUAGGUUAUUUUGCACCUUCACCAACUACUACUUAAUUUGUCUUUAUAUUGUUAUUACCUAAG
Molecule: messenger RNA, 2455 nt
Organism: Salvia miltiorrhiza (redroot sage)
Lineage: Eukaryota; Viridiplantae; Streptophyta; Magnoliopsida; Lamiales; Lamiaceae
Product: B3 domain-containing transcription factor ABI3
Exons: 6
Coding region: 259-2181 (640 amino acids)
Molecular function (GO): DNA binding; DNA-binding transcription factor activity
Source: RefSeq, a predicted model, not a curated record